AUGUAUAUGAGAUCCCCAUCCAACGGCCGGCCUCCAAGCGGUGGGGGUGGAGCUGGAGCAGCAGCUGGUUCAGCAGGAGACGACGACUUCGCCUUCUACUUCUCUUUCCUCCAGGACACCGCCGCCGCCUCAGUGACGUCGCCGCUCGCCUUCGCCCUCGACGACCCCAACGCCAACGCCGCAGGGAUGACCAACGGCCGGCGCCGGAAGCAGCGCGGAGCAGCAGACGGCGGCGGAGCGGCUGGGGAAGAUGAGGAGGAGGAGGUCAAAAAGGAGGGCAAGAAGCGGUCCAUCGCCAAACUGCUGACCUCGCUGGCGGCGCUGGAGGCGGAGGAGCACGCGGACCGCGCGGGCGCCGCGGACGCGUCCAGGCGGGAGCUGGCGCUGCUGGAGUCCAACGCCGACACCAGGUCGCAGGCCAUGAUGGACUACUACGCCAAGAUGGAGAGCAGCUUCGACGCCACCGCCGAGUCCGAGGCCGCCGCCAGGUCCAAGCGCUCCAGGCUCGCCGCGUCGGCCGCCGCCGCGGCCGUCGUGGCCGGGGAGGAGGCGGCGGCGUCCUCCGCGUCGGGCUCGCCGAGUCGCGCCGCCGGGCAGGGACAGGGUCAGGGCCGCCACCAGCGUCGGCUGUGGGUCAAGGACCGGUCCCACGCGUGGUGGGACCAGUGCAACAGCGCCGACUACCCGGAGGAGGAGUUCCGGCGCGCCUUCCGGAUGGGGCGGGAGACGUUCGACAUGAUCUGCGACGCGCUGGGCUCCUCGGUGGCCAAGGAGGACACCAUGCUCCGCGCCGCCAUCCCCGUCCGCCAGCGCGUCGCCGUCUGCAUCUGGCGCCUGGCCACGGGGGAGCCGCUCCGCCUGGUGUCCAAGCGCUUCGGCCUCGGCAUCUCCACCUGCCACAAGCUGGUCCUGGAGGUGUGCGCCGCCAUCAAGUCGGUGCUGAUGCCGCGCUUCCUGCAGUGGCCCGACGAGUCCGCGGCGGCGCGGUUCAAGGAGACCUUCGAGCGCAGCUCGGGUGUCCCCGGCGUGAUCGGCGCCAUGUACACCACCCACAUCCCCAUCAUCGCGCCCAAGAUCUCGGUGGCCGCCUACUUCAACCGGCGGCACACGGAGCGGAACCAGAAGACGUCCUACUCCAUCACGCUCCAGGGCGUGGUGGGGCCCGACGGCGCCUUCACGGACGUGUGCAUCGGCUGGCCGGGUUCUAUGCCCGACGACCAGGUCCUGGAGAAGUCGAUGCUCCACCAGCGCGCCGCGGCCGGGAUGAUGCACGAGUCGUGGCUGGUGGGCGGCGCCAGCUACCCGCUCAUGGACUGGGUGCUGGUGCCGUACACGCACCCCAACCUGACGUGGACGCAGCACGGGUUCAACGAGAAGGUGUGCGAGCUCCGGCGCGUGGCGGUGGAGGCGUUCGCGCGGCUCAAGGCCCGGUGGGCGUGCCUGCAGAAGCGCACCGAGGUGAAGCUGCAGGACCUCCCCGUGGUGCUGGGCGCCUGCUGCGUGCUCCACAACAUCUGCGAGCUGCGGGGCGAGGAGGUGGACCCGGCCAUCCGCUGCGAGCUGGUCGACGACGAGACCACGCCGGAGAACCCCUUGCGGUCGGAGACGGCCAAGCGCGCCAGGGACAACAUCGCGCACAACCUGCUCCACCGCGGCUUCGGCGGAACCACAUUCUUCUGA
Messenger RNA from Miscanthus lutarioriparius, 1680 nucleotides. The record is from the annotation of a GenBank genome assembly. NCBI's taxonomy places the organism in Eukaryota, Viridiplantae, Streptophyta, Magnoliopsida, Poales, Poaceae.